UCGAUCGAGCGAGCGCUUUCGCGUGUCCGACAGCUUUGUAGCCAAAUGAACGAAUUCCAGACGUCAUGCGAGCGCUUGUACGGCAGACUGCAGUCUCUUUUCAAGGAAAUUCUAUCAGCGCAGCAGCGACCGCUUGCCACCCGCGAGUCACUUGUCAGGUACGCGAAGAUAUUGUCCCUGUACCAGCGCUUCCUCGUUUGCCACCGAGCGAAAGGCUUCGUCCAUCGAGUUAUUGCGCACCAAACUCUGGUGGGCGAGCUACGCCGGCUGAACGAAGACGUGUCGGUGCUGUUCAACUCGAUGGGUAUCGAGCCGCACACAGACUGGCAGGACCCGGUUGAAAAAGAUUCCAGAGUACUCUCUGUUAUGACUAGCGACACCUCUGCCGUCCUCCAUGAGCUCCAAGAACCACGAGCUCAGGUCGAAGCUUGGCUGACCCUGAAGUUUGAGGUGGAG
This is a messenger RNA of Phytophthora sojae, 456 nucleotides long. RefSeq lists its product as hypothetical. The annotation marks the transcript as partial. The record is from RefSeq and is a predicted model, not a curated record. Lineage: Eukaryota; Oomycota; Peronosporomycetes; Peronosporales; Peronosporaceae. The transcript has a single exon.